Anisakis simplex (herring worm) is the source of this 360-nucleotide messenger RNA. The record is from the annotation of a GenBank genome assembly. Lineage: Eukaryota; Metazoa; Nematoda; Chromadorea; Rhabditida; Anisakidae.
AUGGCAUCGGAUCUCGCUGCAAAAUUCGCUGAAAGUGAAAUCACUCCAAAUGUUAUACCAAACCCUCCGGCGCAAAUGCUUAACUGUAAUUGGGACGGUAUCCAAGUGCAACCAGGACAAACCAUGUCCACUCGCAAUCUACGAUUUGCACCUCGUGUGACACUCAAAGUCGAUCCUGAGUCCACGUUCACACUGAUCAUGAUUGCCGAUUGCAUAAUAAUCACACUUUCAGAUCCCGAUAAUCUUUCACGUAAAAAUCCAUCAGUUGCCGAAUGGCUGCAUUGGUUGGUGAGUGGUUGCGUUCUAUUAUUGUUCUUGAUUCACAUGUGGUUGUUUUUAAAAGCGAACACGACUCGAUGA